This is a messenger RNA of Eutrema salsugineum, 1706 nucleotides long. RefSeq lists its product as uncharacterized. The transcript is spliced from 6 exons. Lineage: Eukaryota; Viridiplantae; Streptophyta; Magnoliopsida; Brassicales; Brassicaceae. The record is from RefSeq and is a predicted model, not a curated record. Bases 113 to 1525 code for a protein of 470 amino acids.
AUCUGAUGAACGAGACGCUGUUUCUCACAGUGAAUCUGAUAGAUAUAUUCUUGUCUAAGAAAGCUGUUAUGAGAAAGAAGCUUCAGCUAGUAGGUUUAGAUUAAUCUUGGAGAUGACAUGUUAUAUGCUUGCGUAUGGAGCUGCUGCACCUUCCAUCCUUCUUCUCAUGAAGUUCAAACUACCUCACUUUUUGCUUCCUUUUCAGGCAGCUUACCUGGAUCAAGCUAGUAAAACAUCUCCACCAAGUUCCUCAAUGCUAGUAAGGUUAUUCUCCAAUAUGGAUAAGUUGGUUUCCUGCGAUCAGCCUGCUGACUCAAGACUAUGGAUUGCAGUGUUGGCUUUUCACACUGCACUAGUGCGUAGCCCUCAGGAGGCUAUUGUACUGCACGCUUUUGCCUCCCUGCUCUACCAUAGAAACUGGAGCAGAGCUGUCAAAUUUGCUAGAGAACAUGAAAACUCAGUACUAGGAUACGCCUCUGAGAUAUCUAAAUCUUCGAGUAAGAGAUCCGAUAAAGAUCUUGCAGAAGCAGUUUCAGAGUUCGCAUAUCUAGUUAGAAAAACUUUAAUUGUUCUGACUGAAAUGGAGGCUCUCCGCGAAGCCCUACACCUAUACCCAGACUUCAAAUGCUCAGGUCUGGUGUUUAUACCGAAGACAAAGAGGAAAGAUGUAGCAGAUUGGUUUGCGAGAUUGAGUGAUGUGGAAUCAUAUGAAAGCAAAAAAGAAGGAUUCUCUAUUGACUAUAUCUCACUUGGGAAGGGAAGUCCAUGCGAAAUAGGAUUUGUUCUUGGCAAAAUCAUUAUGGACACCAUCAUCGAACAGCCAAAUUCAGUCGAGAAGAAACAGAGCUCCAGAGAUCAAAUAGUUCCAGCGGCUUGUAUGGAGAAUAUGGCUGAGUUGGUAGUUUCUAAACAAUCAAAGGAGGAUUGCAACGGUCAAGCUCUAGUCCAUGGCUCUAAAGCAUCAUCUGUUUUUAAGGAUCACCAAAGAAAUUUGAAGAGGAUGAGAGAAGACUGUGAGCACAAGAAUGACCAAGAGACACAGAUGUGUCCAGACUCAACACUCUCUGGUCAAGCAAAGAAUCAAGAUAAGUCUGUAGUAGUCCAAAAACCUAAGCGACGUCGCAAAGAAGCACUAGCCUUAAAGGAUCCGAAGCAAAAGACUUCAAAGAGGUCAAAAUCAGCUGAGCAAGAGAGUGUGGAAAGUCUCUCAGGUCCAGCAAAUAAUGAGCAUCAAACCGGAGUCCAAAAGAAUAACAAGCGUGGCACUAAAUCACCAGUCUCUGAUCCUCCUAAGCAAAAGACUUCGAAGAACCGUUUGAAGGAGACACAGAAAUUGAAACGCAAUGACAUGCCUAUAAAGGAGAUUCAAGAUGCCAAACGCGGCUUCGUUUCCGACAAAUCUAUGAGCGAUCUUCUAAAAGUUCUUGUAAAAAUAAGUCAGCAAGCGUCUAGUAAAGAAGAGAGCGACUCAUUAUCAUCAGAGAAGACAAAGAGACCAAGAAAACUCUCAAGUCUCUUCAGGUGAAGCGGUUACCCUACAAAUUACUCGGGGGGCUUAAAGCCAAGAUGGGGACCUUCUGAUUCAGUCGCAGUCUCACUCCACAAUUUCUACUUGUUUGGUACAAUGUAUUAACUUGACCAAUUGUUUCAUCUUGUUCAUCGACAUAGAUGAUAAUUUUGUUUUUCUUUCUCCGGAGUAAUAUGUA